Chlamydomonas reinhardtii is the source of this 3747-nucleotide messenger RNA. RefSeq lists its product as uncharacterized. Bases 151 to 1917 code for a protein of 588 amino acids. Lineage: Eukaryota; Viridiplantae; Chlorophyta; Chlorophyceae; Chlamydomonadales; Chlamydomonadaceae. The record is from RefSeq and is a predicted model, not a curated record. The transcript has 5 exons.
CAAUUCAAGCUUAUCAUCCACACCGUCCGUCACCCACGGCCGCGGCCCUUGUACCAGUCUUUGCCCGACGACGCCCUUCUUCAAAGAGCCAAUGCGACGGUUAGCAUAGAUGCUCAAUAUGAAGGAGCUUAAAAGAAAAGAAUCGCGGUGAUGGUGCGUGCGGAGCUGGCGGAGCAGAGCCGGCAGAGCGGGCCGGAGAGCACCAGCUAUGCUCCUCCGUCCAGAGGCCUCGACCGCAAACUAUCGCGACAGGGCAGUCGCAACCAAAUGGGGAGUUCACAGACAUUCGGGGGUUCGACGCUCGGGCGACGCGGCGAGCAGAUGGACCAGGGCGGCGGGCGGGACACGAUGAGCCGCGGUGGGCCAGCGCCGCGCCAGCCGGGGCACCACGCGGGCUCGGGCUUGCCCGCCUACGGCACCCGGCCACCCAGCAGACCCGCGUCCUCGGCGGUGGGGCCGCUCACCAGCCCACGCGGUCACAACCCCAACAAUUCCUACCGUGAUGCAGCCAUGAUAGCAGCACAGCACGGUCUGGGCGCGUACGGGCCGUCAGCAGUAGCGGCGGCAGCCUCACGUAGCCUGACGUCCCGCUCGGGCGCUGGCGCUGGCGGCGGUCUCAACUCAUCACACGGACUAGGCGGCCUCCCGGGGUCACUGCCGCGCCAGGCUCAGCACAGUGGCCAUAUGGGUCACUACUAUGCCCAUCACCAGUACGGCCAGUUUGGCGGCAGCGGGGCGGCGGAGCGGCUUCCCUCGCGCUCAGGGCCGCCGCCCAGUAGAGGCGGCGUGCCGCCCUCUCGAAGCGGCGUGCCGCCGUCACGGUCAGGGCCGCCGCCGCCCAGCAGCCCUGGCGCCUACCACCGCACCACGGACGCGCCGCAUGGCGAAGGGCCGUGGCGCGGCUCCCAAGAUCCUGUAUUGCAGGAGGGGGGCCAGCCGGUGGUGCUGGUGCACCCGCUGGCAAUGGCCACGGGCCCACGCGGCGUGGCGCCGGCGGGUUGGGGCGCAGCAGCAGGCCCCAGUCCGUAUGAGGUGGACGGGCGGCCGGGCACACGCGGCGGUGGGCCGCAGUACGACAUAGAGGGCCGCCCCACGACCCGGGGCGGGCAGCGGCCGCCGUCGCGGGCGCAACUGGGCCUUGGGAGCGGCGUGCCACCCAAGCCGCCGCCGGGCGGGCUCAUUCCGCCACUAGGGGGCGCCGGCUGGGCCGGCAUGUUUGCAGGUGGAGGCGGCGCGACAGGGGCCUCCGCCGGCUCGCCCGGGGGCGGCUCAGGGCCGGGCGGCGGCGCAGCAGGCUGCGGCGGGGGUGGAGACCUGUCCAGUUCGCUGCGGCGGUCCAUGCUGCCACUUCCACCGUCCUUGGGCCCCAACGCCAACGGCGCAGGCAGCCUGGGCAGCAAGUCUCACGGCACGGGCGUGCUGUCCUCCAUGGGGCCGACGCAUGGGCACUUGAGCGGCUCUGGCACUCUCACGAGCACUGGGCGCAUGGUGUCUAAGCUCACCAGCAUAGCGGAGGCGCCAAGCUCGCCGUCCAUGCCAUCACCAAAGACGCCUGGCAGCAGGAUAGACAGCGCAGGCGGCGGCGCUGGGGGAGGUGGUGGCAGCUUUGAUCGGAAGAGCUCCCGGGAACGCGACCUGAUGCUGAGUUCAAUACCCGACGGCGCUGCCAUGGACGCCUUCCUUGACGGUAUAUCCGAGGAGGGCGCUGAUGGCAUCCAGGAUAGCGACAUCGACUCCUGCCUAGCCAACAUGGACCAGGACAGCGGCGGCAACCGCGGCAAGCUAGGCUCACGCCGCAGCAACGCAGGCAGCAACGCCAGCGGCAGCAAUAGCCGGCAGCACAGCUCGCAGGGCGGCGCGUCGCGUGGCGGUGGUGCAGGUGGCGCGUUGGAAUCACCGACUUCGGGACGGCACUGACGUGUUGACGUACGCUGCCAUCGGAAACGAGGACCGCACACCGCUGCAGAAGCGCUGUCGUUGACGAUUGCGAUACCAUCGGACGUGACCGGACAUAAUUUGGAACUCAACGGGACGCGUUGGCGUCAGCAGCGGCGUGGCCCGCGGCAAGCAUUCGCUCCUUGCGCGCAGCUGGCUGCGGGGUUGUGGACCCUGAGAUGCAUGAGCAGAGCUCAUAUAGCUGCUAACGUCGGCAUGGCAAACAUAAAGUUUAUGGAUAAGACCCCACGAUACGACCUGACCACCUGUGACUGUCACAGCGCCCAGAGCGGAGUGACUGCUUUGACGCGGCGUGUCCAGAGCGACUGUAUGUCGCCCUGAGCCCGGCGACUUUGAGACACGAAGCUGUGCAAGCAUAUUAUAUGGAGGUUGUUGUUUCAUGAACUGCUUUUUUGGACUUUGGACCAGACGUCUUAACGCCUAGAAAUGGAGGCGGCGAGCCCUGCCGGUCCGUUGCCUGUUCUUCAUGAGUGUGCAACUGGGGACUCAGUGCAUUGCUGCAUGCAACGGUGUCUGGUUAAUUACAAACGGGAUGCAGGGUACAGGCCUGCACGUGCAGGCUGCGGUUUCAUGGUGCAGGGCCGCUAGGUAGGGAAGGAAGGCGAUCAUGAGUUGGGCAGGCGGGCGACUUGUGACUGUUUUUGUAUUGCGGAGGCGAUUUGCCUGUGCCGGGUACGGCGUGGGGGAGGUGACUUUGACGUCUUGGAACAGCAUGCGAUAUGAUAGGGCGGCCCGGCAGGAAGAAGAGCGAUGGCAGCAGCAGCAGCGGCAGCGACGGCGGCAGUAGAGCACCCCUCGCUAAUCACGGUGUACCAGAACACCCCAAGGAUAUUUCUGAAUAGUGUGUUGCGCGACCAGCUGGACGCAGAUACGGGCACAAUUGAGCUGCACAUCCGUGGUGAGGUGUAUGAGUUCCAGUACCACGGUCGUUGUCAAACGCGUUGGAUGCCAGGGAGACAGCGUGUGCCAGUGGGGCGCUACACGUGCGCCUCGCUUGAGCAGGGGCAGACAGCUGGGGGCGAGUGGAGGGUCACCAUCCACGCAGAGCCGGAGCUGGGGCGUGGGCGUCGCCGGCGGAGGCCCACAACCCGCUUCGACCUCGCGGGGUAGCGCGGCUCCUGCGGUGGAUUGAAGUCUAUCCGCUCUAUUUCAAACAACUCAUCGGACUCAAGCUCGUCAAUGCACGGAUUUGCAGCUGAGAAACUUCCGGUACAGGCACAUUUGAACGGCACUGACAGUAUUCGGUAUUUGCGAAAGGGAUACUAUACCCACCCACCCACCCAGUAUUAGUGAGCAUGGGGAUUCGAACCCCUUGGCAUCAAGCCAAUGGCACCGUUUGCCAUUGCACACACCGCGAAUGUACGUGCGGCCUUGGUCGUUGGUCAGGUGGCAGGCAGACAUGUCGGAUUCGUAAAACCCAGUGUAGAUCCCGUGAAACUCGCUCUUCUUGUCCUUGAACUCAAACUUGACGUUUGGAUACAGCUUGAAGAAUGCAGGUAGCAGGACUAUCACACCAGUGAUGCCUUGAUGGGUUGAGCGGUAAUCCUUCUGGACGGCAAAGGUAUGGAGUGCACGACGGAUAAAGGAGGGCAUGUUUAAGGCUUGCAGAGUCGACUCCAGCUUGCAAGACCAGUUCUUGGUCCAGGGCUCGUCAAAAGAAAGACGCGGAGCGAGUCACGUCGGCGCACAGAGUCGUGUCCCACUCUGGGCUUGGAUGUGGACAGUGCAGAUGGCUGGGUGUCACUGUCCUGAACUGCAUAUCCACGGGGCAAGGAACUAUCGAACAGUCCA